GCUCUCCGGAGGCCGCGCUCCUGAGACUGGUACAGGGGCGGCCGGGACCCCAUCCGCGGGGCUGCGUCCCGGGGUGCCGUGUCCUCUGCUGGUCGGUCCUGGGUCCCGAGCCAGCAGAUCUGCAGCGGCCACGCGGGUCGAGGAACUUGGGAUAGGGCCUGACACGGGGACUCCGCGGAUGUCUUUAGUCAGCCUAGUUCUGGGGAGCCCUGGACGCCCCUCUCGGUGAAAGCAGUCUGUCUCCACGCCCUGCACGCUCAGUGGUCCCCAGAAGUUUCCUUUUGCUCCCUCGGGAUUCUUGGUUUAAAUUUGGAACUUGGCUUGGAUCGCUGGAAGCCAUUUGCCAUCCUUCUGGGGAUCUGGUAGGACAGGUCGCUCUCUUUCUUCACCAUGAUUCCCUGCAGAGCCAUGAUCACUUUCACCCGAUGUCUGAUCCGGAGAAAAAUUGUCACCCUGGACAGUCUAGAGGAGUCCAAACUAUGCCGCUGCUUAACCACCAUGGACCUGAUUGCUCUGGGGGUUGGAAGCACCCUGGGUGCUGGGGUUUAUGUCCUCGCUGGGGAAGUUGCCAAAGCGGAUUCUGGCCCCAGUAUCGUGGUGUCCUUCCUCAUCGCUGCCCUGGCCUCAGUAAUGGCAGGCCUUUGCUACGCUGAAUUCGGGGCCCGAGUGCCCAAGACUGGGUCGGCCUAUCUGUACACCUAUGUCACAGUUGGGGAGCUGUGGGCCUUCAUCACUGGCUGGAAUCUCAUUCUAUCGUAUGUUAUAGGUACAUCAAGUGUCGCAAGAGCAUGGAGUGGCACCUUUGACGAACUUCUCAACAAACAGAUUGGUCAGUUUUUCAAAACAUACUUCAGGAUGAAUUACACGGGGCUGGCAGAGUAUCCAGACUUCUUUGCUGUCUGCCUUAUAUUACUUCUAGCAGGUCUUUUGUCUUUUGGAGUAAAGGAGUCUGCUUGGGUGAAUAAAUUCUUUACAGCUAUUAAUAUCCUGGUCCUUCUCUUUGUAAUGGUUGCUGGGUUUGUGAAAGGAAAUGUGGCUAACUGGAAGAUCAGUGAAGAGUUUUUGAAAAAUAUAUCCACAAGUGCUAGAGAACCACCUUCUGAAAAUGGAACAAGCAUCUAUGGGGCUGGAGGCUUUAUGCCCUAUGGAUUUGCAGGAACCUUAGCUGGUGCUGCAACAUGCUUUUAUGCCUUUGUGGGCUUUGACUGCAUUGCAACAACUGGUGAAGAAGUCCGGAAUCCCCAAAAGGCUAUACCAAUUGGAAUAGUGACUUCUUUACUUGUUUGCUUUAUGGCCUAUUUUGGGGUUUCUGCAGCUUUGACACUUAUGAUGCCUUAUUACCUCCUUGAUGAGAAAAGCCCACUGCCUGUAGCAUUUGAGUACGUUGGAUGGGGUCCUGCCAAAUACGUUGUUGCAGCCGGUUCCCUCUGUGCAUUGUCGACAAGUCUUCUUGGAUCCAUUUUCCCAAUGCCUCGUGUAAUCUAUGCUAUGGCGGAGGAUGGGUUGCUUUUCAAAUGUCUAGCUCAAAUCAAUUCCAAAACGAAGACACCAAUAAUUGCUACUUUGUCAUCGGGUGCAGUGGCAGCUGUGAUGGCAUUUCUUUUUGACCUGAAGGCUCUGGUGGACAUGAUGUCCAUCGGCACCCUCAUGGCCUACUCUCUGGUUGCAGCCUGUGUGCUCAUCCUCAGGUACCAGCCUGGCUUAUGUUACGAGCAGCCCACAUACACCCCUGAGAAGGAAAUUCUGGGAUCAUGCGCCAGUGCAGCUUCGAAAAGCGAGUCCCAGGUCACCAUGCUGCAAGGACAGGGUUUCAGCCUACGGAUCCUCUUCAGCCCUUCUGCUCUGCCUACUCGACAGUCAGCUUCUCUUGUGAGCUUUCUGGUAGGAUUCCUGGCAUUUCUCGUCUUGGGCCUGAGUAUUCUGACCACAUAUGGAGUCCAGGCUGUUGCCAGACUGGAAGCCUGGAGCCUGGCCCUUCUUGCCCUCUUUUUUGUCCUAUGUGUGGCCGUUGUUCUUAGCAUUUGGAGACAACCACAGAAUCAGCAAAAAGUAGCCUUCAUGGUACCAUUCCUACCAUUCCUGCCAGCCGUCAGCAUCCUGGUCAACAUUUACCUGAUGGUCCAGUUAAGCGCUGACACUUGGGUCAGAUUCAGCAUUUGGAUGGCACUUGGCUUCUUGAUUUACUUUGCUUACGGCAUUAGACACAGCCUGGAGGGUAACCCCAGGGAUGAAGAAGACGAUGAAGAUGUUUAUUCAGACAACAUCAAUGCAGCAACAGAAGAAAAAUCUGCCAUGCAAGAAAAUGACCAUCACCAAAGAAAUCUCAGUUUACCUUUCAUAUUCCACGAAAAGACAAGCGAGUGCUGAUCUCUCAGGAGCAGAGCUGGCCCACAGUCUUACCACACACAUCCACAUUGAAUAAACUAUGACAGGAUGUCACCAUCAUGCUGGGUUGUCAUGGGCUUGCUGCAGACAUAGUUCACCUAGUUUAUGCUCCUCCUCUAGACAACAUCUCUCAGAUGGUGAAUUAUAUAUCUGGGGAAACUUCCUGAGCUUACUCCUCAGAGAUGAGUACCCCCAAAAUAGCGUGUGUGUCUGUGUGAAUACAUACAUGUUUGGGAACAUGACUGUUAAAAGUUGGUAUUUUGUUAUUGUGUGAUGUUCCAAAGUUGUAAUUGGUGGCAUAUAUUGUAGAGUAGAUCAUGAAGUAGAAAUGUGUUCUGUAUAUGCCACGUGGUUGGGGGAAAUAGUUGCUGUUUUUCCUUAUUAGGAUUAUUAGUGUCAAUUUAAACAUGCUGAAAAUGUAGUCACAUGUCAUGGUGUGCAUCAGUGAUCGGGGAUGAGGAGGGGAUAAGAAAUGAGCCUUUUCUGUCAGUUAUAAUGCCUGCGGUGGGGUUAGUACACAGUUGUUUCUCCUAUCUAGUAAGACAGUUUACUAAAACCUCAGCCAGUGGAAGUGUUUGUUUUUACUUUAUGACACAAGUUAGAGAGGCGUUCUGUGACACCAGAUGUCAUUGCUAGGGACUCCUGUCUUUGAGAGCCAUGGUCCUUAAAUAUGACACUUCCGCCUGGUAUGAAUGAUAUACCCCACUCAAUCACAUCAGGGUACUUUUAUCUACUUGGAACUCUGAGAGUUAAGGUGGUCUCUACAACCCAAAAUGGGUAUAAGUGACCAUGAUGAGGCUGUGCUUGACAAUCAGAGAGUUUGAUGUAUGCUUAGAUAUGCAGGCAUGAGACUUCCUUCUUUUAAAAGUAACCUAAGCCACUAGAAUCAGACUUUUCCCCUAUUACUUAAUACCUAACUCAUAGUUUGGCUUUUUUCACAUCAGGCAUAGAAUUCACUCCUUGGUUAGUUAUUUUGUCCAAACAGUCAUAUGUAAAGGGAUGUGGUAAUAAACUCCAUAAUGUACAAAAGAGAAAGAGAGGGAGGGAUGUAAGAGAAAAUACCCCUAUUCACAUAUUAAAUGGCAUUUUGGCCCAAUUUAAGGAGUUUAAAUCUAAUUUGCCUCUGAGCAAUGUUUCUUUUGGAAAUGUUUAGGGGUCUUCCAACCCCAUCAUUUAGCACUUUUUAAUUUCAUUUGCUUUUAAUUUCAUUUGACCACACUAAGCCUAAUAACACAAGCUCCAGUAUUCUAUAAUAACUCAUCAAUGAGUGGGAAAUUAUUUUCAGAACAUUAAUACUUAAAGCUUCAAGCUAAAAAAGUAGUCAAAUUGAAUUAAAAGUUAUAACUAUAGUGACCUUUGGAUAUGAUUGAAUAAAUUUUUGUAUGUAAGAUUCUCUGAUUUCAGAUUAUAUACCUUCAGCCUUUCUUAUUCUUUGCAAGUUAAUUUUUGUAAGUUAAUUUUUGUAUAAAUAGGUAAAUACUUUAUUAGAUAAGGCUAGUGGCUAGUACACACCCAAGUACAUGGGUGUGGCACUCAUUGAAGACCGUGUGUCAUCGAGCAUGCUAGACGAUCUGUGUGAUCUCACGGCAAGGAAAACAAUGGCUUUCUGGUAAUUCUUCUAAGCAAUCAUUUAUUUUAGUGAUUCAAGUUGUGAUUCUUUUUGUGUAACCAGUUUAUUAGGAUUAACUAUCAAAAAAGCAGGCAAAGGCCUGGGUUUCUGGCUACUAGGGUCGUAUCUCUGACCCAGAGCUCAUUGCUGACAUUCCACAAUUUCCAAGGUGCACAUGGUCAGAUCUGAAGCCCAGACUCUCUUUCCAGUUGCGUGCUUUAUUGAAGAGGAGUAGAAUAAGCAGAGGGAAAAUGGUUUGGGAAGGACUGUAGGCAUGAUCAAGAAUCCUUGCUCUUAAAGCAGUGCCCUUCACACAAGAAAUGUGAGAAAUUUCAUAUAUCAUAUAUGAAUACUUUUUCACUGUAACAAAAUCAGAUUUGUUUAGAAUGUGAUAGGCAGCUGAAAGUAUUGUGCCCACUCUGUUCAGUUAGGAGCAGAACUUAGUUAAAAACUUUUUU
Nannospalax galili (Upper Galilee mountains blind mole rat) is the source of this 4452-nucleotide messenger RNA. RefSeq names its product solute carrier family 7 member 2 (gene Slc7a2). Bases 391 to 2367 code for a protein of 658 amino acids. Gene Ontology annotation, molecular function: amino acid transmembrane transporter activity. Gene Ontology annotation, cellular component: plasma membrane. Gene Ontology annotation, biological process: transmembrane transport; amino acid transport. The transcript has 12 exons. NCBI's taxonomy places the organism in Eukaryota, Metazoa, Chordata, Mammalia, Rodentia, Spalacidae. The record is from RefSeq and is a predicted model, not a curated record.